Molecule: messenger RNA, 3233 nt
Organism: Psylliodes chrysocephalus
Lineage: Eukaryota; Metazoa; Arthropoda; Insecta; Coleoptera; Chrysomelidae
Source: the annotation of a GenBank genome assembly
ACACUCUCUUUUAUUAGAAGAUUUAUGUUCGACGAGUAUCGGCUAACACCGGCCGAUAUAAGAGAAGCACCUCUUGGAGACGUCAACUACAUCAAAUCUGUAGGCUGGAUCACGAGCUAGGAGGACGCACAAUGGGCCUAGUGAGGCCUAAGUGCCGUGGGGGUAACCCACCCUCCACACGUUACAGAGAAGUUUGCACCUUCACAGGAGGUGAGCAUGACUUUGUAGCCAAAAAAACUGCCAAAUUUUUGCUUGUAGCUGGAAAACGAUGCGUCGGACGGAAAAUAUCAUUCCAUUCAAUAUUAAAAAGAACUAAAUUCUGCGUCAUAAAACUUUUAAUUCGGUUCAGUGGUAUAGCCAGAAUUAAUAGAGAUGGGGACAAAUUUUCAUUUCGGUGCAAACUUACAUUUUUCGGCUUUCUGAAGCAAGUACUCUUCUGCAGAUGAGGUGUUCACUGAAACAAUGACUGAAACCAUGCCGAAAGAACAAUUUUUCCCCAAUGACUAUAACAAAGAACGGCUUAUUUCCAUGCUGCUUGAGAAAUUGGUACAGCAUGGGUUUGAAGUCAGGAUAAGUAUUGAGGAUGCUGAUACCCUUAUUGUCAACACUGCCAUUCAAUUGGCCAGUAACUUUGCGACGGUCAUCAUAAUCGAGGAUGACACCGAUUUAUUGAUCCUAUUAACUACAAAAGCACCAAAUUCAUCAAACAUGUACGUCAUGAAACCUGGAAAGGAAACCUCCCAGAACACGUUCUGCUCACCCAGGUACUUCAACUUCUCGUCUGUUGUCAAACAGAACCUCCUGUUCCUACGUGCAAUCAGUGGGUGUAAUACAACUUCUGCAUUCUAUCGCCAAGGGAAGUUGAAAUUUGUCAAGCUACUUCAAAAGAACACGACAUUACAAGAGAGUGUCAACGUUUUUCAUCAUGCAGAUACUGAUGAUCCUGAGAUUCUCAUUUCAGCAGGUCAACUGUUUUUGGCAGCCCUCUAUUCACCUAACAGAUAUUUUCAAAAUCCCUAACAAAGCCAACUUUCAAUCUGGCCUGUCUACCUCCAACAAAUGCAGCCGCCGUCCAACAUAUUCUGCGGGUGUACCUUUAAGUCCAGGGCUGGUAUGCUAAACCAAAGGAUCCUCUCAGCUGGGCUUGGAGGAGGACAGACCUUGUUAUUCUCCCCAUCAUAAACACCAAGGAUCCAGCUCCAGCUGAAAUUCUCAACACAAUAUUGUCCUACAAAUGUACGAAGGAGUGUACAGGGAAGUGCAGCUGUCGAAUAGUAGGCAUGAAAUGUUCAACAAUAUGCCUCGACUGCAAAGGCUCGAAUUCAGCACCCUUCGAGGAUGAGAGUGUGAGCCACAUUGCCGUAGAAGCAAAAAUAGGUGAGUAUAGUCCCUUUGAAGAUGAUCCCGAUGAAGAGGGCUUCGAUUUGUAACCGCAUCUUCAGAGCUUCUCAGAUUAAGAGUCAUCAAUAACUUGCUACAAUCCCAAACUAAUUUUACUGAAUUAAACAAUAACAGUAGAUGUCGAAGUAAAAUUUGAAAAUUAUUGCCAUGUUCCCUGCGAGAGUUAUGCUAUACAUAAACAAAAAUUAUGAUUAUUCAAAUUUUAAAACAUUUCGAUUGCGUGACAAUUAUUGGUGUAAAGUUGUAAAAGUGGAUUUAAAUCUUAGAUAAAAGAAAAAAUUAAAUUCUACAGUUUGUAUAGUAGAUGAUGAGUGGUACCACCAUCUACUUCUGAUUCUCAAUUUAUUGAAGAUUUAGAAGAAAUUUGUGUUGUUUUAUUUUCUAGAAACUAUCGUUGUUAGUUGGCGAUUUUAAUGGACAAAAAAUAAAAAAAUUGUUUUCAUCUUAUUACUAACACUAGCAAAACUUUGGUGGAUUAUGUACUUUGUAAUCAAAACAAUAUAAUGGCUGGUGUGCACGAUUGUCCAAAAAUAACUGAUCAUUCUGUUAUUUCAGUGACUAUGUCUAAUAAUAAUAAUCAUUCUAGUAAUAAUAUAGUCAAAUUUAAGCUGUGGAAACCUAGAUAAAAUCAAAACUAGUGUUAUAAUGUGUCAUUUUAAUUUAGAUUCGGUUGAUGUUGAUACUAUUUAUCAGGAGUUUUUUGCGUAAUCAAUAAUAUAUCACCAAUAGAAACAUGCCAUUAUAAAUCAAAAUUGCACUGGUUUGAUUAUGAUGUAUGUAUUUGAUAAAAUUAGACAGCGUGGUAGGACUUUUAAAAAUUAUAAAAUAUGUAUUGAUGGCAAUGAAAAACAACAUAAAUGACAAGUUUAUAAGCAACAUAAAAAUGUGGUAGUGAAUACGUUGAAGCUAAAAAAGAGCAGUAUUACUUUAAUAAAAUAGAUAAGUAUAGAAAUAAUCCAAAACAAAUGGGGAAAACUUUAAAAAAAAUUGUUAAUGAUAAUAGCCGAGAUAAAGCAAACUCUGUAAUCUUUGAAACUACAGCAGAAAGAUAAUUGAAAGUAUUGAGAAUAUUGUAAUGUGGUCUAAUGUAAAUAAUAACAUAUUACAUUUUUGUUUUAAUGGUGUCUUUGCCUUUGACAACUUAGGUCAUUAGCCUUAUGUUCUAUAUAGGUUAUGGAUUGUACUAGUAGUCUAAUACUACAUAGUGCAGGAGUGCUAGUAAUCUAAUAACAUUUUAAAUGCUUUCCAUGCAGGAUUUAGACAAAUUAGUUAAUUUAAUUUCGCGCAAUACACUUUUCCACUUUUGAAAAGUGUGUUUGAACUGGUCAACUUUUCAGACUAGUCCGUCGUAUUUGUCUGCGGACUUUUUUGGGGACAUCACUACUUAUUAAAGAUUUAUUGGUAAUACAAAACUUUGUUAAAAUUAAAUUUUUUAUUUGUACUACUCGAAUCUCUAGUCUGGUUGUGUAUAUUUAACAUUGCAUAGCAAUAAAAAGUGCUGAUUUGGUACAAAAUUUCGAUAUUUUCUUACCUUAAAUGAUUUAAAAUAACUCGAAAAAGUCGAAAAAACCGAUUUUGAUAUGAUGCCAAAUUUCGAAUUUAAAAAUUAAGGUAUCUGUAUAACGUGAAAGUUUAUUCUGUAUAACUUUUAUUCCAUGGGUUUUUUAUAGGAGUAUCUGUUUUCAAGAUAUGUGGUCUUGGAAAGCCACAAAAUGUAAGUUUGCACCGAAAUAAGAAAUGGUCACCUCCUGGGAUGGUGCAAACUCAGAUUACACGCAUUUAGGACUAAAUAAAGGUAUUAAAACGAUUUCCAGCUUGCUGGAAAUUAAUUC